Molecule: messenger RNA, 2871 nt
Organism: Boleophthalmus pectinirostris (great blue-spotted mudskipper)
Lineage: Eukaryota; Metazoa; Chordata; Actinopteri; Gobiiformes; Gobiidae
Product: neurotrypsin
Exons: 14
Coding region: 68-2569 (833 amino acids)
Biological process (GO): proteolysis
Cellular component (GO): membrane
Molecular function (GO): serine-type endopeptidase activity
Source: RefSeq, a predicted model, not a curated record
GAAGCUUUGCGGGAACAUGGCUCGUGCGAGACCGUCGGGACUCGGAUGAGAUGGUUCCCACAGCACUAUGGAGCAGACCCGUGCCGUAUUCAUGUGGAUCUGUGCGCUCUGGUGCUGUCUCCUGUUGCUCGUGAGCGUGCGCGCGGAGGUGGAGAGCAUUGGUGACCAGAACACAGUGCACUGGGCAGACGUGCAGUCAUGCUCAGGCAGCCUCAGUCCUCAGGGCUUCUACACUGGGUCCGUGUCAGUUACAGAGGCUGGUGUGCCCUGCCUUCGCUGGACAGAUUUCCCCGAUUACAUGCAGCAGUAUCCAGAGGGUGGCCUGGGAGAGCACACACACUGCAGGAAUCCAGACAGAGAGCAGAGGCCAUGGUGUUUUUAUCGUCAGAAGUCUGGCGCCAUCAGCUGGGCCUUCUGCGACUGCAACGAUGGAGCUGCUCGACUUGUGGGAGGUCCCUCCAGUAACAGUGGCCGUCUGGAGAUCUACUUCAGUGGCCAGUGGGGGGCAGUGUGUGACACACACUGGACUGAUCGUGAUGCUAGUGUGGUCUGCAGACAGCUGGGGCUUGGUGAGUUUGGAAAGGCCCUCUUUCACGCCUCUUUUGGCCUGAGUGCCAUCCUGCACUAUGAGCGUCUGGGUUGCCAUGGCAAUGAGAGAUUCCUGAUGGAGUGUCAGAGUCAGAAGUUUGUCUCAGGCGACUGUAGCCAUGACAACUAUGCAAUGCUGACCUGUGCUGAGCCUGAAGAAAGCCUCCCUGUGAGACUAGUGGGUGGACAAGAGCAUUUCCAGGGGAGAGUGGAGGUGUACCAUGAUGGGCAGUGGGGCACAGUCUGUGAUGAUGAGUGGGAUGAUACUGAUGCUGAGGUGGUGUGCAGGCAGCUGGGCAUUGGGGGUGUGGCAAAAGCAUGGAUGGGAGCCCAUUUUGGCCAGGGCUCGGGUCCAGUUUACCUUGCUGGUGUUCGCUGCACUGGGAAUGAGUUAGCACUGGAGCAGUGUCCUCAGAGCAGGUGGGGGCCACACAACUGUGAGCAUACACGAGACGCCGGAGUGUCCUGUAACCCCUACACAGAUGGUGCUCUUCGUCUGGUGGGGGCAGAUGGACCAUGGGAGGGUCGUGUAGAGAUCUACUUCGGGGGACAUUGGGGAACAGUGUGUGAUGAUAACUGGACAGAGCUGAAUACACAGGUGGUGUGUAGACAGCUGGGUUUCGGUGGUGUAGCGGAGGGGGCACCAGAGGGAUCAUAUGAAGAGAGUGGUGGGCUGAUCCUGCUGGAUGAGGUGGAGUGUAAAGGCACAGAGCACAGUCUGUUGACAUGCUCCCACUCUGCCCUGGGCCAACAUGACUGCACGCACAGUGAAGACGUAGCAGUGCAUUGUCAAAGGCUCGUUGGUACCCAUAGUCCUCCUGCCACCUACAAUACAACCCCGUCCAGCCCUCCGGUGCGGCUUGUGGCUGGUGAGAGCCCAAAGGAGGGUAGAGUGGAGGUGUUGAUGAAUGGCCAGUGGGGCACUGUAUGUGACGAUGGAUGGGAUGACGUCAGUGCUGCUGUGGUGUGCAGACAGCUGGGUUUUAAGGGUACGGCUAAGGCUCGGUCCAUGGCGUACUUCGGACCAGGCCAUGGUCCCAUCCACUUGGAUAAUGUCCGAUGCUCAGGGCUGGAGACGUCACUGGGACAGUGUCAGUCUGAAGAUCAAGGGGGGCACAACUGUCGCCACAGUGAGGACGCUGGAGUCAUUUGCCAAUACACAUUGGAGCGAUUUCCAGACAGCAACAUGUUGCUUCACACGUGUGGUCAGAGUCUGAGCAAGAAACGUCGCCUUCGACGCAUUAUUGGGGGCGCCAAGUCCCUCAGGGGUGAAUGGCCUUGGCAGGUCUCCCUGUGGCUCAGGUCCCAAUCUAAAGGGAACCAUCCUCUGUGUGGGGCCUCCCUUAUCAACUCAUGCUGGGCCCUUUCUGCUGCCCACUGCUUCAAAAGGUUUGGCACUGACCCCAGUCGGUAUUUGUUACGCCUUGGCGACUAUCACACUCAGGAACAAGAUGACUUUGAGCGCACCCUGAGCCCUGAACGCAUCAUCAUCCACAGGAAGUACCACAGCCAGGCCUGGGACUAUGACAUCGCUCUUGUGCGACUCAAAGGCAUUGAGGGCAGCUGUGUAGCGUUCAACCCUCACACUAGUGCUGUGUGUUUACCAGAAUCCAGCCAUAAGAAGGACAAGAGAUCUACAUCUUGUAUCAUCACUGGCUGGGGAUUCACAGACUCUGAGUACUCUCCGACUCUGAAGCAGGCCUGGGUUCCUCUCCUUCCCUCUUGGAAGUGCAAGAAGCGCUAUGGUGCCCGUUUCACCAGCCGGAUGAUGUGUGCGGGCAGCCUGUCUGAACAGCGGCGAGUGGACAGUUGUCAGGGGGACAGUGGGGGGCCCUUGGUUUGUCAGCACGAGAGGGGGCACUGGGUUCUCACUGGAGUCAUCUCAUGGGGGCAUGGCUGUGGUAAUCCUGCCUUUCCUGGGGUAUACACCCGAGUGAAUAGGUUUUUGCGAUGGAUUGAUAAAGUAAUCAACAAGCCCUAAAUGGUCUGAAGAUAAGCCAUGUCUAUGCCAGUAGCUCAUCAUUCAAAUAGACGAAUAAGUAAAUAAUGGACUAAUGUAAAGAGCUUUGGGUGGUAUGGUAAUACCACUUGGCAUAAACUGGAGUGAACUUCAGGCACUUGUAUGUUUUUUAUACUGUAUAUUGAUGUUGAAUAUUUACAAGUACCAACAGUGAACUGGUGUAGGUCUACCUGUCCUGAACAGAGGCAUUAAGAUUUUGUGUCUGUAUUAAUGAUUGCAAAUACUGCACUUUAUCUUAAUAACUUAAAUUAUUAUUUAUAUUA